GUAUAACUAGUGACGAUGGUCUAGAGAAGUCACUCACGAGUAUCUAGAUACGCGGCAUUGAGUUCUGUAGCACCAGGAUCUGUCAAUUUGUCAGAACAUCAUGCAGAGUAACAUCCGAAUGUCUCCCAUUGGAGAACAAUCUUUCACUCAGCAUCACUCGCUAUAUGCCGACAUGAUUGUCCGUAGUUUCAAGACUGCGAUGUUUGUUUCCGGAUACUGUAGGUAGAGUAAGUCACGAGAUCUCAAAAAACAAUGGGAUGGUCAUCUAGGGUUGUGACGUCAUCUAUACGACUGACCGAGCAUUCAUCAACCUCAGACUCUGGAGAUGCUUCAAUCACACCAUGGAUGUACAACAUCUCACCCUCGACCCCGAACAUGUACAGCCUCCAACCCGGGACCUGCCAUCCGGCAAAUCCCUACCUCACAACCUCCCAGACGCAAAGGAGAUAAAGGUGCAUCCGCGAGGCACUGACGGCGAAGAAAAUGCGUCGCUAUAUUUUGUCGGGACAGCGACGACAAUAUUAGAAUGGGCAGGAAUUCGGAUCAUGACUGAUGCAAGUCACGGUCUCUCUUGGACAUGAAUAUCCUUUAACAGAGGUACAGCCAAAUUUCCUUCAUGCCGGUGAUCAUGUCCAUCUUGGACCAGGUGUGUCUAGUGUACGCCAAACCAAUCCGGCGGUAGAUUUGCAUGAUUUACCUCGGAUUGAUCUGGUCCUGCUAUCUCAUUAUCACGGAGACCACUUUGAUCAAACAGUCGAAGCGUCUCUACGCCGAGACUUGCCCAUCAUAACUACUCCUCAUGCAAAGACACACCUUACAUCAAAAAAUCCACAAGACUCAUUCUCAAAUGUCCAUGCAUUGGACUUUUUUGAGGAGAUGAUCGUGGAUAUUCAGAGCAGUAUUAGCAAAAGACCGCAGAUUCGUAUCAGAGGAAUGCCGGGGAAACAUGUUCCCACAAAAACGCUCCAGAAAGUGAAUGAUAUCGUUCAAGCGAUUCCCCCGACAAAUGGGUGGAUGGUCGAACUCGGCCAUGAGGCCGAAUCAGACUUCAAAGUUGGCUAUCGAAUCUACAUCUCCGGCGACACCCUUCUAGUCGACGAAUUAAAAGAAAUCCCUAAACGAUACGCAGGUCAAAACAUCGACCUAAUGCUCAUCCAUCUCGGCGGGACGACGGUCCCUUCUCCGUCGUUACUGCCCAUGGCAGUCAUGGUGACUAUGGACGCUAAGCAAGGGUUACAAUUGAUCCAAUUGAUCAACCCUGACCUUACGAUUCCGAUCCAUUAUGAUGAUUAUGAUGUCUUUGCGAGUCCCUUGGGGGAUUUCAAGGCUGAGCUUGAAAGAGCUGGAUUGGGGGAUAGGGUUGUGUAUCUUGAUCGAAGUGAUCAGUUUAGGUUUAGGGUUUCUGAUUGAUCUCUCUAUAUACUUGGUCUGAAUGCAUUUAAUUCUGUGCUG
This is a messenger RNA of Talaromyces stipitatus ATCC 10500, 1452 nucleotides long. RefSeq lists its product as hypothetical. The record is from RefSeq and is a predicted model, not a curated record. NCBI's taxonomy places the organism in Eukaryota, Fungi, Ascomycota, Eurotiomycetes, Eurotiales, Trichocomaceae. Bases 553 to 1410 code for a protein of 285 amino acids. The transcript has 5 exons.